Molecule: messenger RNA, 1764 nt
Organism: Naumovozyma dairenensis CBS 421
Lineage: Eukaryota; Fungi; Ascomycota; Saccharomycetes; Saccharomycetales; Saccharomycetaceae
Gene: NPL4
Product: nuclear protein localization protein 4
Exons: 1
Coding region: 1-1764 (587 amino acids)
Biological process (GO): ubiquitin-dependent protein catabolic process
Cellular component (GO): nucleus
Molecular function (GO): ubiquitin binding; ubiquitin protein ligase binding
Source: RefSeq, a predicted model, not a curated record
AUGUUAAUUAGAUUUAGAACGAAAGAUGGGAUGCAAAGAAUUCCCUGUGAACCAACUGAUUUAUUUGGUACCUUAAUGGACAAAUUAUUACCACAUCUAAAUCCCCGUGCAGAUAUCCAGUCAUUUACUGUAGACGAUAAACCUGGCUUAUCUGGUAAUCCAGUUUCUGAAUUACUCAAUCGUGAUGUUACAGAUUUAGGAUUGAAGCAUGGUGAUAUAGUUUAUGUUAAUUAUAAAGAGAAGCAAGAUGGUAUUGCAGAUGCAAAUGGAAAUGACAGUAUGAAAUCCUACCAAUCGGGGAGUGUUAAACUUAAUGGUGAAACUGUAUCUAUCCCUACAAUGGAGAAGAAAAGUAUCACGAAAGAGCUUCCAAUUGAUGAAGAACUGGAGAAAGAAGAUGGUUUAAUUCCUCGACAGAGAUCCUCCCUUUGUAAACAUGGUGAUAAGGGGAUGUGCGAAUAUUGUUCGCCCUUACCACCUUGGGAUAAAGAGUACCAUGAGAAAAAUAACAUUAAGCACAUUUCAUUUCAUUCCUACCUAAAGAAAUUGAAUCAAGCCACUAAUAAGAAAGAAUCAGGUAGUUCUUAUAUAGCGCCUUUAAGUCAACCCAACUUUAAAAUUGACAAACAUUGUUCCAAUGGACACGAACCAUGGCCACAUGGAAUUUGUUCGAAAUGUCAACCUUCAGCAAUCACAUUAGAACAACAGUCAUUUAGGAUGGUUGAUCAUGUGGAAUUCCAGAAAAGUUCAUUAAUUAAUGAAUUCAUUGAAUCCUGGAGAUACACUGGUAUGCAAAGGUUUGCCUUUAUGUAUGGUAGCUAUGAAAAAUACGAUUCAACACCGUUAGGUAUUAAAGCUAUUAUAGAAGCCAUUUAUGAACCACCACAACAUGACGAACAAGAUGGAUUAACUCUCGAUAUAGAACAAACCAGACAAGAGAUGGAUGAAAUCGAUAAAUUGGCUAAAACGAUGGGACUUUCUCGUGUUGGUGUGAUUUUCACAGACUUAACAGAUGCAGGUAAUGGUGAUGGUUCUGUUUUCUGUAAAAGGCAUAAGGAUUCCUUUUUCCUUUCAUCGUUAGAAGUAAUAAUGGCUGCGAAGUACCAAAAGAGACAUCCUAAUGUUAGUAAAUAUAGUGAACAAGGUAUAUUUUCAUCCAAAUUCGUUACGUGUGUAGUCAGUGGUAAUACAGAAGGGGAAAUUGAUAUAUCCAGUUACCAAGUUUCUACAGCAGCAGAGGCUCUAGUUGAUGCUACCAUGAUCAGUGGAUCUACACAUCCAUCAAUGGCCUACAUUAAUGAAACUACAAACGAUAGAUAUGUCCCUGAAAUAUUUUAUAUGAAGAAGAAUGAAUAUGGAUUAACUGUUAAAGAAAAUGCAAAACCUGCUUUCCCCGUGGACUACCUAUUAGUUUCAUUGACCCAUGGAUUCCCCAUAGAUGAUACCGUCAGUGGGAAAUUCAGAACAAUUCAAGGAUUCCCAUGGGCUAAUAGACAAUCUAUGGGACAAUCGCAAGAUUAUCAAGAGUUGAAGAAAUAUAUAUAUCAAUCUGCAAUUGCCGGCGAUUUCAAUGUCUUGCAUGAUAGGAUAUCCAAUUUCCAUUUCCUAUUGUAUGUACAUACGUUACAAAUCUUAUCUGAAGAUGAAUGGGCAUUGCUGGUAAUAGCAGCAUCGAGCAAGACUGAGUUUGAAGAGCCAUUGUUACAAUUAGUAUCUACUGCGGGAUGGCAAACAUUAGUGAUGAUUUUACAAGAGAGCUCAUAG